Nezara viridula (southern green stink bug) is the source of this 240-nucleotide messenger RNA. The record is from the annotation of a GenBank genome assembly. NCBI's taxonomy places the organism in Eukaryota, Metazoa, Arthropoda, Insecta, Hemiptera, Pentatomidae.
AUGAUAAUGCCAUGCCGUACCCUGUCAUCUGUAACAGCGAGCAGCAUCGACUGGGUUCCGCUACAGACUGAACUAGAGCACGCAAGCAGCCCAAUCAACGAUCGGGUUCGUACCACGGUUCAGGGCCAAUUCCACGCCACCAUUACGCAAAGCCUUUUCACAAUAUAUUAUCAAGAUUAUCAGAUAGCGACAGCGCGGUAUAGGAAGUAUAAGUCUAAUAGCAGGAUAUCAGCAAGGUAA